AUAUAUAUAUAGGGCGGCGCUGCAGCCGGGCUGAGCAGAGGCGGCUCGGGCUGUCGUGGGAGCGAAGGGGAAGGGUAGUGAAUGCCUAGCCUAGGUGGCGGGGUUUUCUUUGCACGGUCCGGCAUCCCCUCUGGCAAAGCCCGGAGAUUGUAUCCAGAGACGGGCUGCCCCUCCUUGCUCGCGGUAGGAAGGGAUCGCUGCUUUGGCUGAGCGCCGCUUGUUGCAUCGCGGGCGGUACGCGGCGCGCCUCGGUGCCCGAGGGGAGCUCUCCCUGUGCACACCAUGAAAGCGGUCAGUCCCGUCCGCCACCCCAGCAGGAAGGCGCAGGCUGGCUGCUGCGGCGGCGCUGGGGGAGGCGGCGGAGGAGGCGGCGGCGGCGGCGGCCAGCUGGCGCUGCGCUGCCUGGCCGAGCACGGCUGCAAGGGGGCCCCGUCGGGCGAGGAGCCGGCCUCGCUGUGCUUGCAGUGCGAUAUGAAUGACUGUUACAGCCGGCUCAGGAAGCUCGUGCCCACCAUCCCGCCCAACAAGAGGGUCAGCAAAGUGGAGAUCCUGCAGCACGUCAUCGACUACAUCCUCGACCUGCAGCUGGCUCUGGAGACGCACCCGGCUCUGCUCCGGCAGCAGCAACAGCCGCCGCCGCCGCUGCACCCGGGGACCUGUCCCGCGGUCACGCCCCGGACUCCGCUUACAGCCCUUAACACCGACCCGGCUGGCGCUGUUAACAAGCAGGGGGACAGUAUUUUGUGCCGCUGAACUGCACUGUCAAGGUGUGCAGCAGGCAGAUCCAGAGCCAGAGGAGCAGAGAAAGACACAUUAGAGAGGGAGGGGGAAAAGAAAUAUCAGCCAUCAAAUGAGAGGAAAAAAUAAUUCAACCCCAGAGUCCUUCCAUGCUUCCUUCUGAGAGAGAACCUUUCACCGUUUUGCACGUUCAUAGCAUUUUAAACAUGUUUUUUUUCUGUGCAUUUUAUAUCAGAUGUGAAUUUUAUGUUUAUUUUGGCGGGAGGAGAUUUAAACUUAAGCAGAAAAGUGUGACUCUUCUGUUGGAUAAAUCAAACUUUAGAAGUAUAACUGUAAGGGACCGAGCAGCUGAAUUUUGAAGCUUUACUAAUUUACCAGAGCAUUGUAGAUAUAUUUGACAUCUAUUGUUUAAAAUAGAUGAUUUUAUUGGGGCCCAGGGAACUUUCUUCUCCCUGCAGGAAUGUUACAUAUUGUAUAGAUAAAUGGGUGACAUUUCAUACUGUGUAUAUAUAGAGAUGUUCUAUAAGUGUAAGUGAGAAAAGUAUAUGCUUUAAUAGACUACUGUAAUUAUAAAAUAUUUUUAAUUAAAUAUUUUUUGUAAAUA
Pelodiscus sinensis (Chinese soft-shelled turtle) is the source of this 1342-nucleotide messenger RNA. RefSeq names its product inhibitor of DNA binding 4 (gene ID4). Gene Ontology annotation, biological process: cell differentiation; negative regulation of transcription by RNA polymerase II; circadian regulation of gene expression. Gene Ontology annotation, cellular component: cytoplasm; nucleus. The record is from RefSeq and is a predicted model, not a curated record. Gene Ontology annotation, molecular function: protein dimerization activity; transcription regulator activity. NCBI's taxonomy places the organism in Eukaryota, Metazoa, Chordata, Testudines, Trionychidae.